AUGGAUCCUUUCUCAGCAGAGGGCGAGCUCCUCAACAUCCACAAUGCCUUCCACUCCGGUCAAUACCAGAACGUAAUCGACUUCGAGACCGCCGCCUUCUCCCCCGAGAACCAGCUCCCUGCUCGCGUGCUCAAGCUCCGUUCCCAAAUUGCCCUUGGUCAGAGCGACGAGGUCCUGGCCGCUGUUGCCAGCGAAGAGGAUACUCCCGACCUGGCCGCCACCAAGGCCCUUGCCCAACAAGUGGCGGGCAAGACCGACGCUGCUCUGCAGUUGGCCCAGGAUCUCGCAGAGAACUACCCCGACAAUGCAACCGUGCAAGUGCUUGCUGCAACUGUGCUGCAGGCACAAGGACAUAGUGAGGAGGCGAUCACCGUGCUCUCCAAGCACCAGGGUAACCUCGAGGCUGUUUCCCUGAUUGUCCAGAUUCACCUCCAACAGAACCGCUCUGACCUUGCGCUCAAGGAAGUCCAGGCCGCCAAGCGAUGGGCUCAGGACUCGCUGCUUGUCAACAUCGCCGAGUCAUGGGUUGGUCUGCGUGUUGGAGGAGAGAAGUACCAGUCUGCCUUCUACGUCUACGAAGAACUCGCCACCGGCCCCAGCACCUCCGCCCCCUUGUCCAUCGUCGGCCAGGCCGUCGCAGAGCUCCACCUAGGCCGUCUCCCCGAAGCCGAAGCCGCUCUCACUACUGCCCUGGAGAAAUACCCCACCGACGCUGAGCUGAUCGCCAACACAAUUGUCCUGAACGUGUUGGCCGGAAAGCCCUCCGCGGAUCUGGAAUCCCUCCUGCAGCAGACCGAGCCCUCGCAUGCCCUCCUCGCCGACAUCCAGGAAAAGAGCGCUCUUUUUGAUACUGCCGCGUCCAAGUACUCGCCGAAGGUGUCGUCUUGA
This is a messenger RNA of Penicillium waksmanii, 888 nucleotides long. Its product is annotated as putative Coatomer subunit epsilon. The transcript has 5 exons. Gene Ontology annotation, molecular function: protein binding; structural molecule activity. The record is from RefSeq and is a predicted model, not a curated record. Gene Ontology annotation, cellular component: COPI vesicle coat. Bases 1 to 888 code for a protein of 295 amino acids. Gene Ontology annotation, biological process: endoplasmic reticulum to Golgi vesicle-mediated transport; intra-Golgi vesicle-mediated transport; retrograde vesicle-mediated transport, Golgi to endoplasmic reticulum. NCBI's taxonomy places the organism in Eukaryota, Fungi, Ascomycota, Eurotiomycetes, Eurotiales, Aspergillaceae.